CUAAUAUGUAAGUAGAUUCUGGGCGCUGAGCGUCUGUAGUAGUUCUACUCAAUAAUGAGUCUGUGCUUCCAGUUUAUAUCGACCAGUAAUACUCCGUGAUAUGAUGCUUUAAUACAAACUACCCUCGCUCAGCGGGAUUGCUGGGGAAGAGUUCAUCGGAGAUUAAAACAUUCCAGCGAGGCGCUUCCCAACGAUUGUCGUUUCUACAUAGUUCCGACAUCGAAUGUGAUCUUGCUCUUAUUGAACCAGAGUAAUACACGUGUAACGGUCUUCGAGCGCUAGGCGUCUUCGUGUUUCAGCCCCAAGGAAGAUUUUUGUUUGUUUUCCAGGUCGUGAAUAAUUUUAGUCUCCAGAGUUAGCUUUGUCACCAUCAUCAGGCCUCCUGAUCAUGUCCGAGCCAAGCUUCUGCUUACUAGCCGUCCUUUAUGGGGACGAUUCAAGUUAAAAGCCAGCUAAGUAGUGCUACCGGCCUCAUCAACACCAACCAUGACCACAUCUCCCUACACUAUCAUCGGGACGCCAUUCAGCACCUUCACCCGAUCUAUCACACUCGCAUUGACUUACAAGGGAUUACCCUUCAAUCAAGUUAGAUGUGUUCCACAUUCAGACACAGCCUAUGACAACCAUCCGUUCGGAUUUCUACCCACACUAGUCAUCCACGAAAUUGAUGGCAAACCAGUCAAUCUGAAACUGCGCGAGAGCCCAGCGAUCGCGCGCUUCAUUGACAGGGUCGCACCAGAACCUAGCCUGCUCAUCACCCCGGGCCAUGGGAAGGCCCUCAUCGAGGAACAGAUGUGGGAGUUUGUUAGUCUUGCUAGUGCACAUGGUCUCCCUGCCGUUGAGAAAGGGGUCGUGAAACCCCGCGUAGCUGCCACCGACGCAGGCAACCUUACAGAUUCUGAGAUUCGCGAACAAAUCAAACCAGGCGUGGAGCAUCUUCAGAAAUUUCUUCAUCAAAUGGAAGAACUAAUGGCAGACGAUGGCUAUGUGUUCGGAAGCAAGCUGAGCUGGGCGGACUUCUUUUUGUUCCCGCUUCUUGCAGACCUGAAAGCAACCCCGGAGGGCGAGUUGCUUUCGCCCAGGUUGCUGAAAUGGAUGGAGGAAAUGAACAAGUUGGAGGCAGUUCAGGUCACCACUCCGGGCACCUUGAGUGUUGGUGCGAGACCCCCUUAAUCACCCAAGUUCAAGCAGUGCAGCGUACUUGGACAGAGUCUUGUGAAGUCAUCUUUCGAUCUAAGUGUGAUAUGUA
Suillus paluster is the source of this 1249-nucleotide messenger RNA. RefSeq lists its product as uncharacterized. The record is from RefSeq and is a predicted model, not a curated record. NCBI's taxonomy places the organism in Eukaryota, Fungi, Basidiomycota, Agaricomycetes, Boletales, Suillaceae. Bases 487 to 1173 code for a protein of 228 amino acids. Gene Ontology annotation, cellular component: cytoplasm. The transcript has 3 exons.